Seriola aureovittata is the source of this 2210-nucleotide messenger RNA. It is a transcript of the gene kif22, whose product is annotated as kinesin family member 22. Gene Ontology annotation, biological process: DNA repair; microtubule-based movement; mitotic spindle organization. Gene Ontology annotation, molecular function: ATP binding; microtubule binding; microtubule motor activity. Bases 183 to 2060 code for a protein of 625 amino acids. The transcript is spliced from 13 exons. The record is from RefSeq and is a predicted model, not a curated record. Lineage: Eukaryota; Metazoa; Chordata; Actinopteri; Carangiformes; Carangidae.
GGUCGUUUCCGGUUGCACUGCACACAUUUGAAAAUGGUCCGUUAGAUGUUUAGGGGGGGUCGAUCGUGAUUGUUAAAAGACGGCGUCCACAAUGUUGCCAAAAGUGGAACUUUGAGAAUAACAAAGAUUUUGAAAUAGGAGUCUUCAAAUAAUAUCGGCCCUUUCUUUGUAAGAGUUCAACCAUGGCUCAGCGUGUGGCAGUAUCAGAUGGGGGAAACAAGAAGUCCUCCAGGGUUCGGGUAGCGGUUCGUCUGCGACCGUAUAUGGACAAGCAAGAUGGAAAAGGCGAGGGGCCGUGUGUGAGAGGCCUGGACUCCCAGAACCUGGAAAUAAUCAACUGGAGGAACGCAACAGAAACAGUCAAAUACCAUUUUGAUGCUUUUCAUGGUGAGCAAACGACACAGCAAGAGGUUUUCCUCUCAUCGGUGAAGCCUAUUCUACCACACAUACUGAAUGGACAAAAUGCCAGUGUGUUCGCCUAUGGGCCGACAGGAGCAGGUAAGACCCACACCAUGUUGGGCAGUUCAGAACAGCCAGGUGUGAUUCCCCGAGCCGUUGGUGAGGUUUUCAAGCUGGUUAAAGCAGAGGAUGAGGGAUGGGACUACAGCAUUGGCAUGUCUUAUUUGGAAAUUUACAAUGAGAAGGUGCUAGAUCUUCUAUCACCGAGCUCCCAAGAUCUGCCAAUCAGAGAGGACAAGGACAAGAACAUCUUUAUCCCCGGCCUUACGCACACAACAAUUACCUCCUUCAACGAUUUUGACAAACAAUUUGUCCCGGCCAGCCUCAAUCGUACUACAGCUUCUACCAAACUAAACCAGCGCUCCAGCCGCAGCCAUGCUAUUCUCCUCAUCAAGGUUGUACGCACUCAGUGUGCCUUACCGCACCGGCAACAGACAGGCAAGCUGUACUUGGUCGACCUGGCUGGUUCUGAGGACAACCGCCGCACCGGCAACCAGGGCAUCCGCCUGAAGGAGAGUGGUGCCAUCAACCUGUCCCUCUUCACUCUGAGCAAAGUGGUGGACUCUCUUAACUCGGGCACUGCUGUCCGUGUGCCAUACAGAGACAGUAAACUAACAAGGCUGCUACAGGACUCUCUGGGUGGCUCUGCACACUCUGUCAUGAUCACCAAUAUUGCACCGGAGUACAAAUACUACUUUGAUACGUUUAAUGCCCUCAAUUUUGCCGCCAAAUCCAAGCUCAUUGUGAACAAGCCCUUCACCCGAGAAACUGUGGCUAUGCCUGUGCUGCCAGUGAAGCGGGCCAGAGAGGACGACGAGGCGAGGGGGUCUGGCACUCAGCCACAUAAGAAAAGGCAGAAAGAGGAGAAGAAAACAGAACAGGAUGGUUCAUCACCUUCUGCACAUUUUCACAGCCUGUCAGAGCCAUCAGUGAUGGACAGACUAAUAGCUCUGGAGAAGCUGAUGAUGAGCUGCCAGGACAAAGAUAAAACCAGCAUGCUGAAAGAUGUGGCCCAGUCUCGCAAGGAGAUCCAGGAGCUCAAAGAGAAGCAGAGGGAGUUUGAGAGCAAGGCCCUCCUAUUCAGUCGGUUGGCUGAAGAAAAGUCCAGUACCAAACAAGAACCUGUCUUCAAGGACAACAUGGCUCCUCUGCAAAGAAAACAUACAAAUGCUGCAAAACCCAAAAAGCAGCAGGCUGUGGUCCAACCCCUACAAGUGACCCAGCUUCAACCUCUUCAGCAGCUUGCAGUCGGCAAAAAACAGUCAGUCUGCCUCAAGAAGAAAGAGAAGAAGCUUUCCGACCAGGUUGAGCCUCCAGAUGGCAAAGAGAACAGGAUGGAGAAUGACUGGGAGUCCCAACUUGAGACAUCUGUGCUGGAGCAGUCCAGGCAGAAAAUCCUGCAGGUUCUCAACUCCGGCUCACUCAAAGAGCUGAAAGGUCUUCAGCAGAUCGGCGACAAGAAGGCAAAGCUCAUCCUGGGCUGGAGGGAGAUCCACGGUCACUUUACAAAGUUGGAAGAUCUGGCAAAAGUUGAGGGUAUGACAGAAAAGCGAUUUUCCUCCUUCAUGAAGGCAAACAUCCUGAGCGCCAUGGGAAAGUGAUUUUUAAAUUUUUUUUAAUUUUAGUGUACAUAAUUUUUUAUCAGAAUUUUUUUAUUUGUCAUUUAUGCGUGGUUUCAUGAUGUUUUUGUAGUUACAACUGUGUUCCAGCUGAUGGCGCACUAAUGCUUUUAAUAAACGUCUCUCAUAUCA